This is a messenger RNA of Setaria italica (foxtail millet), 2055 nucleotides long. RefSeq names its product probable membrane-associated kinase regulator 1. The transcript has a single exon. Gene Ontology annotation, cellular component: plasma membrane. The record is from RefSeq and is a predicted model, not a curated record. The coding region runs from base 175 to 1314 and encodes 379 amino acids. Gene Ontology annotation, molecular function: kinase inhibitor activity. Lineage: Eukaryota; Viridiplantae; Streptophyta; Magnoliopsida; Poales; Poaceae.
CGGGCUCCUCCCCCCUCAUAAAGGCGUCGGGCUCGUCACCCCCGAAAAGUUUUCACCUUUCCUCCCUCCCCACCCCGUCUCCAUUCGCUAUGCUGGCCGCCCCCACCGCGCCUCUCCAUCACUCCCCCGACGCCAUGAGCCUGUAGCCCAGCAGCGGUCGCCAAAGAAGCCGCCAUGGGCAGGUCCAGAGGCGGCAAGGGCGCCGGCGACUCGAAGUCGUUCCCGUCGCCGGCGUCGUCCUCGGCGUCGUCGUCGGAGUUCGAGUUCACGGUCACGCUGUCGCCGGCGUCCAAGCAGCGGUCGGCGGCGCAGCUGUGCCCCGCCGACGAGCUCUUCUACAAGGGCCAGCUCCUGCCGCUGCAGCUGUCGCCGCGCAUCUCCAUGGUGCGCACGCUGCUGCUGUCCUCGGCGUCCACGUCCUCCGCCUCCGACUCCACAUCCACGUCCAACUCGUCCCGCGACUCCAACGGCAGCACCUCCUCGUCCUUCUCCGCCGACUGCGCCGCGCUCCUGCUCCCGGACUCCGCGGCAUCAUCGUCCCGCCCCAGCUCCGCCACCGAGGACGACCGGCACCUGCACCCGCUCUCCGCCGCCGCCUCGUUCGCCGGCCUGCCGCCGGCCAAGCGCACCGGGAAGCAGUACCUCUCGUCCUUCGCCACCCGCUUCUCCUCCGUCUUCCACCGCGGCGGCGCUCCGGCCGCCAAGAAGCAGCCGUCCAAGUCGCUCGCCAAGGAGGUGAUCAAGAAGUACGCCAAGAAGGUGAAGCCGCUGUACGAGAAGCUCUCCCAGAUCCCCAAGAACCAGAACAACGUCAACGUCAACGUUAACGGCGCCAGCGCCGGCGCCAACAACCAGCCGCAGCAGGGGUUCAAGAAGCCGUUCACCUUCUCCAUCCGCAAGAAGCGGGCCGACGACGACCACGCCGUCGUCGCGGCCGCGGCAGCGGUGGACGCCGACGUCGUUAGCGGCAAGUACGCGCACUCCAACUCCUUCUCCGGGAACCUCCGGUUCCCGCGACAGAAGCGGUGCGCGGCGAGCUGCCCGUCGUCGAUGCGGUCGUCGCCGAGCCACUCGGGCCUGCUCACCUUCGGCGGGGCCGGCGGCGCUGGCUUCCCCGACGUGCCGGCCGCCGCGGCCGCGGCCGUGGCGGGCGGCAUUGGCGUCGGACCGGUUUCACUGUCCACGGCGUCGUCGAUGGAGGAGCUCCAGAGCGCCAUCGAGGGCGCCAUCGCGCACUGCAAGAACACGAUGGGUGGCGCCGUUUCGGUGUGCCCGCGCAAGGCGGCGACCGGCGACGAGAUCUGCGCGUUCUGAGCGCGGGCGCGCUAGGAUUCGGGCAGGGAGCUAAGUAAUGCCGUUUAAUCGUUAGCAGUACUUAUCUGUUAAUUUUCAUUUCAUUCGUCUCCUUCUGGUAAGACUCUAUGAUAAUGGUGGUAAAUAAGAGUAGUUCGAAGGGUUAAAAUGAUAAUCGGAGCCUUUGAAUCUCACCUUUUCCUGGGUUCGGAAUUUGCAUUGGUGCCCUCCAAAUUUAAGCUCUAACUGCAUCUACCCCACCCAGCAUGAGAAGAUAUUUAAUUUCUAUGGUCAACCUUAAUUGAUAAUAAUGCUAUAUAAAUUCACAGAAGACCCUCAAACUUGAAGGGUUGAUAUGCAUGAAAACUUCUGCUAUGAAAUGAGUGCAUCUGAAAGAUUGUGGAUGGGGUUGUGGCCUGCAAUUUCCUAGUUUCAUUUGCCUCCUUAGAAACCACAAAAGCAGUUGGUGUGAGGAUAUUUCACUCUAAAUAUUUUAGGGCAAAAGUGGAGUAUAAAGUUCCCAACUUGAUGGAGGGUGUUGAUGCAAAUUUCUGUUCCUGGAGAAGGGUUGCCAAAGCUCCCUAGUUCAUUAGGUUGAGAUUUUUGGACUCUGAUGUGGCCGUACGUCUGAGCUAGUGGUGUCAAUUUUCUGUUGUGAUUUUGUCCCGAGACAAGUGUUUAAUAUUAAGCUAAUCCUAAUAUAGUUUGGCUUUUUAAUCUGUACUUGCAUGAUUGCUUCAAAAAGUUCUCGUUGUCUGCUCC